UCUUCAAGCUGGUUUGCUAAAAGAAGAACAAAUGUUAUCCUCCUGUUUAGGUUAGCACAGCAGCUAUGGACGGUUCUGCUGAAAGACCGUGGAGGUCGCCCCGGGCCUGCGACGACUACUGGAGUGAAUUCAGACAUUGCAAAAGCUUAAGGAAUCAUUUUCACCACUAUUACACACACGGCACCUCACCGUCCUGCCAGCAGUGGAAAGAGGAUUAUAAGAACUGCAGGGAAUGGGAGAAAUCCAGAAGUGCUGAAGCCAAGGAAGCCUUGCAGAGGAGUGAGAGGAACAGAGUGGAAGAGCAGAAGAAGUUUACUCCAGUGUGGGAGCUGAGGAGAGACCCUCCCAAAGAUUGGCACAUGCCACUGAACCAGGAAAGACCUUAGGACCGCUGAUCCAUCACUGCUAACCUGCAGUUUCUAUUCAAAGUGAGGAUUCAAGAUUCUUGUCACUUUAAUGGACUUAAAAUUGUGUAGAGCCACAUGCUGAAGAGAUUGUUCAUCAGUCUGAGAACUGCUGUUGUUUUUCAGUGAGCUGCUGUAUGAAAACAGAAGCAAUGUUGGGACAGCUUCUAAUGACGACCACAUCUAUUCAACCUGUUAAUGACAAUAUAUCUAGAAGUGUUGUUGCUGAUCUUGAGUAAUUAAAUCUACAAUGUACAAAUGCUGACCGCCCUUACAUUGUUGUAUAUGUUUUUGAUUUCAAGCCUUCAACAGUGUUGAGUCUU
Messenger RNA from Labrus mixtus (cuckoo wrasse), 727 nucleotides. RefSeq names its product chromosome 5 C22orf39 homolog (gene c5h22orf39). The transcript has 3 exons. The record is from RefSeq and is a predicted model, not a curated record. Bases 66 to 386 code for a protein of 106 amino acids. Lineage: Eukaryota; Metazoa; Chordata; Actinopteri; Labriformes; Labridae.